CUCGCAUUUACUUACAUUAUCUAGGACAGCAUGCAUUGAACACUUCUCAUCCCAGUACACAACACUGGACCAUUAUAUUUCCCCCAUAGGUCUCGGGAGGCGUUGGAGGUCAAGUUAAGAACCCAGCGGGGAAUGAAGAAGAAAAUAACCAAGAGGGCUCAACUACAGAAGAAAUAUGAGGAAAUCUAUCAGGAGAAUGUUCCAUCCCCCAGGGGAGAAGGACAGUGACCCAUAUGAUGGGGUCAUCCUGAACUCUGACUCCAGCACCUCCAUUCAGGAAGACCCACAGCAUAUAUUUAAGCUAAUUCAAGAAGGCCACGUUUGCGGCAUCCGGAGUUUCAUAUUGAAGAAUCCUCUAAGUCUGAUGGCUAGAGAUGAUAAUGAGGCCACACCACUUCAUUAUGCUUCAAAACUUGCCCAGUUGGAGCUGAUGUUAAUGAUCAUCAAUGAGACUUCUGAUGAAGCCCUUAAUGCCGUGGAUAAUAAAGGCAGCACACCUCUACAUUGGUCUGUUCAGAAGAACCAACUGGACAGCGUGAAAAUACUUCUGAGCCGAGGAGCUGACCCAAACAUACUGAACUACUACCGGAUGUCUCCUCUUCACCAGGCCAUUUACUUGCAUUAUAACAGUAUUGUAGAGGCAUUACUUGAUAGCAGUACUACCAAUGUUAACCUGGAAGGUGACCUUGGGAAUACUCCGAUUAUGCAAGCUUGCUAUAAGGAUAAUUCGGAAGCCUUAGUAAUGCUGUUUAAUCGUGAUGCAAAGCUGUGUAAAAGAAACAAGAUCGGAUGCUUUCCAAUACACAUGACUACAUUUGCAGGGUCUUUAAAGUGCAUGGAUCUGGUUCUAAAAAAAGGUGAAGAAUUCGGAUUUAGCAUUGAGGAUCACAUCAAUUUCACAGAUAAUGAAAAAAGCAGUCCACUCCAUGUGGCAGUACAAAAUGGGCGUUUGGAAGUUGUGAAAGCAUGCGUAGGAUAUGGCGCAAAAGUAGACCUCAAACAGGUAAUUGAUAAUGCCACCCCGCUCCAUUUUGCUGCUUCACAAGGAGCAACUGAAAUCGUGAAAUUUAUGGUGUCAUCAUACUCCGGUGAAAAGAACCUUUUGGAUCUGCCAGAUGGAAAUAACGAAACUCCACUUCAUAAAUCGUGCCUAUUUGAUCAUGUGGACCUGGCAGAGUAUUUAUUAUCAAUGGGAGCAAAUAUUGACAGUGUGGAUAACGAGAUGCGCACGCCUCUUCUGAUGGCUACUUCUUGUUCUUCUUGGAAGAUUGUAAAUUUACUUCUUGACAAAGAAGCUGAUGUAAAGCUGACGGAUAAUUUUGGAAGGAAUUUUCUUCAUCUGACAGUAUUGCAGCCAGGAGGGUUAAAGAACAUCAGAGAGGAAUUUCUACAGAGGGCAGACGUAAAGAAUCUCGUGAGUGAUGAAGACACAGAUGGUUGCACUCCACUACAUUAUGCCUGCCGCCAUGGUGUUCCAAACUCUGUGAACAAUCUUCUUGGACUUAAUGUGUCUCUGUAUUCCAAAACCAAGAAUAAAAGAUCAGCUCUGCACUUUGCUGCUUUAUAUGGUCGUUACAACACAUGUGACCGGCUCUUAAGAUUUGUGCCCGAUGCUACGCUUCUCAAUGAUGCAGAUGAAAAGGGAAUGACACCUCUGCAUUUAGCUGCUGAAAAUGGACAUGACAGAAUAGUUUUUCUUUUACUCAAGAGGGGAGCUCUUCUUUUAAGUGAUUAUCGUGGAUGGACAGGCUUGCACUGUGCAGCCUUUGGAGGUUACACUCGUACCAUCAAGGUUCUUCUGGAUACAUCUAUUGCACUUAUUGAUAAAGCAGAUAAAGAAAAGAACACACCUCUUCAUCUAGCCGCUCGUGAGGGACACUCCAAAGCUGUUGGUCUUCUGCUGGAAAGUGGAGCAGCAGUAACUUUAAAUGUACUUGAGGCUUCUUUUAUUCAUGAGGCAAUACGUGGAGGAAGAAAGGAUGUGGUCUUGAUGGCAAUUCAGAGUGAUAGGUGGGAAGAAGUGCUCGUCACAUUUUCACACAAAUCUAGUUUUCAAUGUCCCAUUCUGGAAAUGGUAAAUCAUCUCCCAGAGGGCUUCAAGCAUCUGUUGGAUAGAUGUAUGAUUGAAGCACCAGGAGACAAGAAGAACUGGGAUUAUUAUGUUGAGUACAACUUCCGUUAUCUGCAAUGUCCUCUAUCCUUUAAGAAAAAAAAAGCACAAGCAACACCUGAAAGCAAAGUCUUAUAUGAGCCCCUUACUACAUUAAAUGCUAUGGUACAACACAACCGUGUGGAGCUCUUGUCACAUCCAGUCUGUAAAGAAUAUCUGCUCAUGAAAUGGAGAGCAUAUGGCUUUAAAGCUCAUCUUUUAAACCUGGCUAUUUACUCACUGGGACUUAUUCCUCUUACACUUCUGAUAGUAAAUGCUAGGGCACCCAACGGUAACAAUUCAACUGCAGAAGUUAAACCUUUACGACUUGAGGACACAUAUUUCAUACGCACCUGCUUGGGCAUUGUAAUGCUCAUGAGUAUGUUUGGAAUUGUAAAAGAAAUUGUUCAGAUCUUUCAACAGAAACUCAAGUAUCUACUUGACAGCAGUAAUGUUAUAGACUGGACAAUCCAUAUUACCAGCAUCCUUUUUGCAUCAUCUCUCUGUACAAAUCCAUUAUACGAGCCUAGUUGGAAAUGGCAAUGUGCUGCAGGAGCUGUGUUUACUUCAUGGGUCAACUUUUUGAUUUAUCUUCAAAGAUUUGAAUCGUGUGGUAUAUAUAUAGUAAUGUUUUGGGAGAUCCUGAGAACACUCGUGCGAAUUAUAGUCAUCUUCUUUUUCCUGAUUUUGGGAUUUGCAUUAAGUUUCUACGUACUACUCACUCCACAGAUUGCAUUCAAGACCCCUGUCCUUUCCCUCAUGCAGACCUUUACCAUGAUGCUUGGUGAUAUUAACUAUCAUGAUAGCUUUCUUGAACCAUUUCUUCAUGAUCAGAUUGAAAUACCCAUUUUAACGUUUCUCCAUCUGAUUAUAUUCACUUUGCUAAUCCCAAUUCUUCUGAUGAAUUUACUUAUUGGUCUGGCUGUCGGUGACAUUGCAGAAGUACAGCGGAAUGCAGCUCUUAAAAGGAUUGCAAUGCAGGUGAAUCUUCAUACAAAUUUAGAGAAGAAACUGCCAUUCUGGUUCUUGAAGAGGGUGGAUCAAGUCUUUUCUAUUGUUUACCCCAAUCAACCAAGAAUUUGGGGUGUUGCUAUCAAAUCAAAUAUGUUUCGCUAUUUCCUUGCUUGUGAAGACUUUAGCGUUGAAGCUCCCAACAAUGAUGCUCCAAUGGAAGUGGAACUUUGGAAGCAGAAAAAUAGGUUGAAGGAUCUGUCCACAAUAAUGCAGAAGCAACAUGAACUUAUCAAGCUAAUCAUUGAGAAAAUGGAGAUUGUAUCAGAGGCAGAUGAUGAAGACCAACAGGACUUCUUUAAAAAUAAUAAACCGAAGAAACAGAAGAUGGAACGCAAAGAAAGCAAAUGGGAUUGUGUGAUGAAAGCUGUAAAAUGUAAAAGUGCCUAGAUACUGUAUUUAAUCAUGAAAACAUUUCAAGGGAUGGAGGUUUCUGCUGAAUUGAACUGUGUUAGUCAUGGUCUACAUCGUGUGCCUUUCCUAAACAGGUCCACCACUAUGAGAUUCAUUGACAAAUUUAAGUAAGAACUGUGGGGGACAUUUAUCAAAUCGGAUAGGUCAGUUUUUUUUUCUUACAAAAGUCACAAGUCAUGGCAACUGCGCUUUUUUCUGAGACAUUUGGUCAAUUUUGCAACAUUUGGUGUUCCUCGCCCCUUUUCAAAGUGGUCUGUGUUUAAGGGCCAAAAGUGAGAUUAGACCUGGAUUAUGGCUCAUUUACUAUGUGAGACUUUUGCAAAAAAAGUUGCAACCUACAUCAGGCAAACCUCUGGUCUACUUUUACACAUAAAGGUGUAAACCACAUUACACUCACUCUCACUCCAAAUAUAUUAUUAAGGUGCACCAUUUCAGAAAUUUGGUGCAGGCACACAAAGCAAAGCCAGACUUAAAACUGACACAAAAACAACCACAAAUGAUACAUGUCCCCAUGUAUCUCUAAAGGGUGUUAUUCUAGACCAAUGAUUCAUAGCUUUCUAUCCAUUGGGGAUGCCAUGUAAAAAAUCUCUAGUCUGAGGCCAAUGAUCCCUCCCAGGGUUAAAAUAAAUUAAAAAAAUCUUUGCUGCUUAUGGGGAACUUCUGACCAAGUUUCCAACCUGCUUUCCUGACCUGUUUUCAAUGUACACCAGAAUUCUGCAGAAACCCCUCUAGGUGCAUAUCACAAUUUCCUAUACGGUAACUAUCCACCACAGGUGCAGUGGCCCUUGUUUCCCUUUCCUCUCUAAAGGAACUUUCACACUUGCCGGAACUGCCUGCCAGAUCCGGCAA
Molecule: messenger RNA, 4423 nt
Organism: Bufo bufo (common toad)
Lineage: Eukaryota; Metazoa; Chordata; Amphibia; Anura; Bufonidae
Gene: TRPA1
Product: transient receptor potential cation channel subfamily A member 1
Exons: 28
Coding region: 176-3550 (1124 amino acids)
Biological process (GO): monoatomic ion transport; transmembrane transport
Cellular component (GO): membrane
Molecular function (GO): monoatomic ion channel activity; protein binding
Source: RefSeq, a predicted model, not a curated record